CGGCCGCUGGCUGCGCUAGGACCCACGGCGGCCGGCUGCCGAGGACUGGUGGGAAGGGAGGAGCAGGAGCCACAGGGCCCGGGAGACCGGCGCCGGCCCGGGCGCAGCGCGUCAUGUAGCUGCCGGCUCCCGCGCCCGCUUGAGGGUCUGCCCCGGGCCCCGCCAUGGCUGGGAAGGACAGUGGGAACCUGAAGACGGUGAGGCUUUGGCGGGACGCCGCCCUGCGCGCCAGGAAGCUGCGGAGCAACCUGCGCCAGCUCACCCUCAGCGCGUCCGGCGGCUGCCCGGGGGCCGGCGCCGACCCGCUGGAGUCCCCCGACACUCCCCAGCUGGUGCUGCCGGCCAACAUCGGAGACAUUGAGGUGCUGAACCUGGGGAACAACGGCCUGGAGGAGGUGCCAGAUGGGCUGGGGUCGGCGCUGGGCAGCCUGCGCGUACUAGUCCUGCGCAGAAACCGCUUCUCCCGGCUGCCCCCGCCGGUGGCCGAGCUGGGCCACCACCUCACCGAACUGGACGUGAGCCACAACCGGCUGACCGCCCUGGGCGCAGAGGUGGUGGGUGCCCUGCGGGAGCUGCGGAAGCUCAACCUCAGCCACAACCAGCUGUCCUCCCUGCCCGCCCAGCUGGGCGCCCUCGCCCACCUGGAGGAACUGGACGUCAGCUUUAACCGGCUGGCGCACCUCCCCGACUCCUUCUCCUUCCUCCACCGUCUGCGCACCCUGGAUGUGGACCACAACCAGCUCACUGCCUUUCCCCAGCAGCUGCUGCAGCUGGUGGCCCUGGAGGAGCUGGAUGUGUCCAGUAACCGGCUGCGGGGCCUACCUGAGGAUAUCAGUGCCCUGCGUGCCCUCAAGAUCCUCUGGCUGAGUGGGGCUGAGCUUGGCUUCCUGCCCAGCAGCUUUUGUGAGCUGGCCAGCCUGGAGAGCCUCAUGCUGGACAACAACGGGCUGCAGGCUCUGCCCGCCCAGUUCAGCUGCCUGCAAAGGCUCAAAAUGCUUAAUCUCUCUUCCAACCUCUUUGAGGAGUUCCCUGCUGCACUGCUGCCCCUGGCUGGUCUGGAGGAACUCUACCUGAGUCGAAACCAGCUCACCUCAGUGCCAUCCCUUAUCUCGGGCCUGGGCCGCCUUCUCACCCUGUGGCUGGAUAAUAACCGGAUCCGCUACCUGCCCGACUCCAUUGUGGAGCUGACGGGCCUGGAGGAGCUCGUGCUGCAAGGGAACCAGAUCGCUGUGCUGCCGGACAACUUUGGCCAGCUCUCUCGGGUGGGCCUGUGGAAGAUCAAGGACAACCCGCUGAUCCAGCCCCCCUACGAGGUCUGUAUGAAGGGGAUCCCCUACAUCGCAGCCUACCAGAAGGAGCUGGCGCAUUCCCAGCCCGCGGUGCAGCCCCGCCUCAAGCUGCUCCUGAUGGGCCAUAAGGCUGCAGGAAAGACCUUGCUCCGUCACUGCCUCACCGAAGACAGAGUGGAGGGAAACCAAGGAGGAGGGGACAAGGAGAAGAGCUCCCCGCCUUCACCUCCUCCCGUGAGCAAGGGCAUCGAGGUGACUAGCUGGCCAGCUGAUGCUUCCCGGGGCCUGCGGUUCAUCGUGUAUGACUUGGCUGGUGAUGAAAGUUACGAGGUGAUCCAGCCCUUCUUCCUCUCCCCAGGGGCGCUGUAUGUGCUGGUGGUCAACCUGGCCACCUACGAGCCAUGCCGCUUUCCCACCGCCGUGGGCUCCUUCUUGCAUCGGGUGGGGGCCCGGGUGCCUCAUGCUGUGGUGUGUAUCGUGGGCACGCACGCAGACCUGUGUGGGGAGUGGGAGCUGGAGGAGAAGUGCCUGGACAUCCACCGCCAGAUCGCCCUGCAGGAGAAGCAUGAUGCAGAGGGGCUCAGCCACCUGGCCCAGGUGGUGGACGAGGCUCUGGCCCGGGACUUCGAGCUGCGCUCCGCGAGCCCCCACGCAGCCUACUAUGGCGUUUCCGACAAGAACCUUCGGCGACGCAAGGCCCAUUUUCAGUACCUGCUCCACCACCGGCUGCAGAUCCUCUCCCCCGUGCUGCCUGUUAGUUGCAGGGACCCCCGCCAGUUGCAACGCCUGCGGGACAAGCUGCUCUCCGUCGCUGAGCACCGGGAAAUCUUCCCCAACUUGCACAGAGUACUGCCUCGAUCCUGGCAGGUGCUGGAGGAACUGCACUUCCAACCACCUCAGGCACAGCGGCUUUGGCUGAGCUGGUGGGACUCCGCGCGCCUGGGCCUGCAGGCGGGUCUGACUGAGGACCGGCUGCAGAGUGCCCUUUCUUACCUGCACGAGAGCGGCAAGCUGCUCUAUUUCGAGGACAGCCCGGCGCUCAAGGAGCAUGUCUUCCACAACCUCACCCGCCUCAUUGACAUCCUCAAUGUCUUUUUCCAGAGAGAUGCCUCCUUACUGCUGCAUAAGCUGCUCCUGGGGACCAGUGGAGAUGGGGAGGCGGAUGGGGAAAGCGCCUCCCUGGUGGGGCUGCCUGCCCCUAGCCAGGACCUGCUUCGGGCCACCCAGCUCCAUCAUUACGUGGAGGGCUUUCUGCUGCAUGGACUCUUGCCAGCCCAUGCCAUUCGGUUGCUGCUUAAGCCUCAUGUCCAGGCCCAGCAGGACUUGCAAUUGCUGCUGGAGCUACUAGAGAAGAUGGGACUCUGUUAUUGCCUCAAUAAACCCAAGGGCAAACCUUUGAAUGGGUCCACAGCCUGGUACAAGUUCCCAUGCUACGUGCAGAAUGAGGUGCCCCAUGCAGAGGCCUGGAUUAACGGGACCAACUUGGCUGGGCAGUCUUUCGUGGCCGAGCAGUUGCAGAUUGAAUAUAGUUUUCCCUUUACCUUUCCACCUGGGUUGUUUGCACGCUACAGCGUCCAGAUCAACAGCCACGUGGUACACAGGUCAGAUGGUAAAUUCCAGAUCUUUGCAUAUAGAGGGAAAGUUCCUGUGGUCGUGAGUUAUAGACCUGCCAGGGGGGUCUUGCAGCCAGAUACUCUGUCCAUUGCCAGCCAUGCAUCAUUACCAAAUAUAUGGACCGCAUGGCAGGCCAUUACCCCGUUGUUGGAGGAACUGAACGUCCUGCUUCAGGAAUGGCCUGGACUGCUCUACACCGUGCACAUCCUCUGUUCUAAGUGCCUUAAGAGAGGGUCACCCAAUCCACACGCUUUCCCAGGGGAGUUGCUGAGCCAGCCCAGACCAGAAGGAGUGGCAGAGAUCAUUUGCCCCAAGAACGGCAGCGAGCGAGUGAAUGUUGCCUUGGUUUACCCACCUACACCGACUGUGAUCAGCCCCUGUUCCAAGAAGAACGUUGGUGAAAAGCACAGAAACCAGUGACUCUUGUGGCUGUGGAAUUUCCGUGGAGAGAAGAGAAUACCAGAACUCACCUGGACCAUCUUGUGUGCCUGGCCAGCCCUCCACGUCCCCAGGCGUGUCUGUGACCUUGAGCAAAUAAGUGUUCAGGGUGCUUUCAGAGGAGAGAGCAAAGCCCUGGCUUGUUGAAGAAGUGGGGAGGGGGCGGGGAAGGGUGAGGAUGGGAGAGAAAAUGGAGCAAAUGUUUUACAACCCGAACCUCAGAACUGUGAUCCUCCAAGGAGAGCGUUACUUGAAGAAAAGAAAAAAAAAAAAAAAAAGUCGAAUGGCUUCUCAGGGAUUUUGUUUUCCACGCACAUAUAAGCCAUGGUUGUAGUACAGGCAGCAGCAUUUCGAGCAUUCAGAUUUCAGUUCUGUUAAAUGUGAAAGAAGGAUCGACCGACGUUCAUUGCUGUUUCGUAGCUAGUGUAAAAUAUGUAUAUGUUUAUCUUUAUUUUUAUAAUAUGCAAAUACAUUUAAAUUUAUACAGUUUGAAGCUUCUAGCAUUAGUUAACACUGGGUGCAAUAUUCCGCAUGAGAACUGUGCCAAGAUGGGGCUGAUUUCUUAUUUUAGCAUAAGUUUUUUGUUUUUAUUUCUUUAUGCCUUUUUCUCAAAAAAAAAAAAAAAAAAGUACAGCCCAUGAAUCCAUGGCUAAGUGUUGGUUCAUAGAGAUUGCCAAAAAUCUGUCAGCAAGAACCUUCAGUGAGCAUUUUAGGUGAUAUCCCCUCUGCUUCUUUGAAUUACAGGUCCCUGCCUCUAAAUCCCUGGGCAGGGUGGUCGGAUUUUUCCUCUCCUUUCCCCACGUAUCACUUAGGCCUGGCAGAGCUGUUCCUUGCUCAGGUUUUGUGUACAGCUGUGGGUUGUCACCGAGUGGUACGUGAUGGUCUGGAGCCUCCAUUCAGUAGCAGAGGCCUGUUGUUAGAAUUCUCCGGAGAAGGGUGCAGAGGGGACAGAGAUCCCAUGGAAAACCUGUUGUUCCAGAGCUUAAAAUAAUCAGGAGUUAGUUGUUCUGAGUAAUGAGUGCAAAGAGCUCUGCUAAUAAGUACCUUUUCUUCCUUAGAACAGAGCCUGUGAAAUUUAGCAGAACACUUUUAAAGUCUUCCACAUCUGGGGAUCAGACAUUAAGAUCGGGAGUUUUCUAAUUGGAGAGCAGAAUCCUACAUUGGUUAUUUAUAAACACAGAGCCUCUGAUUGGAUGGUCUGUUGCCAGGAUCUAGCAAAACCCUUGUUUUAAGGUGUUCAUGCAGUAAAACUUUAAAAGCAAACCAAAUAAAUUGCUCUCUAUCCUACUGCUAAUUGGGGCCAAACAGCAUAUGCUGCGAUAGUAACACAGUCUUUUUAAGAGUGUAAAGGACUGUUUAUAUCUGCCUCCUCUGUGUGUUGAUUGGAAAAUGUGUAAAACUGUUUCUCAGUAAUGUAAAACCAGAAAAGUGAGUCAGCUGGUGUUAAUCUCUUACUUCCUUUAUAAAGUAUUGACUCUUUGAAUGCCACAGUAUACAAAGUCUCAACACAUUUUUAAAAGAAAUAACACACACGUGGCCGUGCUGCAAAAUAUCACAAAUCGUUUUUUGUAGGCUAUUUUGUGCCCCAGGAGUGAACUUACUGACUCCAUAGCCUCCAAGUAAACUGAGAAUAUGAUUUCUUAUGAUCAUAGAAUCACGUGGAAUCAGACAAUUUUUGCAUUUUUUAAUACUUGAACGUGGUGCCUCAAGUUUGAGAUUUCAUUUUCUUUUAGAAUGCAGUCAAGAGAUGAAUCUGGUUCUUUCUUUCUUUUUUUUUUUUUUGUCACAGUUCUCUUUGUAUGUGUGUGUGGAAGUGUAAACUGAAUGGUAACAUUUAAUUGCUUUAUGAACCAUUGAAUUGUUGGGCAUAAAAAGUUUUUUUUUAAUUGACAUGAGCCAGUUCCUAAACUGUCACAUUAACCAACUUUGACAAGUCUUUUGAAAAGGCUGUUACAUGUGUGACUUAGGGCUAGCUCCCCAGGGGACCACAGUGAAUGAAAAAAAUAAAUACUCCCUUGGGUGACAUACCCUGUAAAGUGUUGGAUAUUGGCGUGAAGAGAAAUGCCCACAUUCUCAAUAUUUUCUGUUUGUUGACAAGUGAUGUCUUAUGCCAUCAUCUGAGCCCUGGAGAAGCAAUGUAAGAAACCUUGGUGUCACAUGUGCUUUGGCGAAAGGUCAGCAUGAUAGAGGGUCAUGUGGCCAAAAGAUGCUCCAGAAAAAGUUUGAGAACUUUGCUUCUGGGUGGGGGAGGGUUGGAUAUACCGAAAGCACUCCGCUCUGCAGGAAUGUUCACUGUCUAUGCAGGAAAUUCAGUUGUGUCUUUCAACACCCGGAAGACUCAGCAGCCAGCCAAGGCUGCCAGGCAAUUCACUAAGCACAAGAGGAAUUUUUUCCAACCCGGUUGUCCCUUGCCUUUCCAACAAAUGCCCUCCAAGUUUGUUAUGGUUUCUGUUCAUGCAACUUGUGGUAUCAGACCACUUCCUGGAAUUGUAAAAGCGCUGCCAGAAUAAAUGUUUCUCCCCCUUCUAAGAAAAAAAAAAAAAA
Messenger RNA from Trichechus manatus latirostris (Florida manatee), 5885 nucleotides. It is a transcript of the gene MFHAS1, whose product is annotated as multifunctional ROCO family signaling regulator 1. NCBI's taxonomy places the organism in Eukaryota, Metazoa, Chordata, Mammalia, Sirenia, Trichechidae. The record is from RefSeq and is a predicted model, not a curated record. Gene Ontology annotation, molecular function: protein binding. The transcript is spliced from 3 exons. Bases 165 to 3323 code for a protein of 1052 amino acids.